This is a messenger RNA of Oryza sativa Japonica Group (Japanese rice), 1521 nucleotides long. RefSeq names its product protein NDL2. NCBI's taxonomy places the organism in Eukaryota, Viridiplantae, Streptophyta, Magnoliopsida, Poales, Poaceae. The record is from RefSeq and is a predicted model, not a curated record.
GCAGCGAGGAGAGAGAGAGAGAGAGAAGAGGAGAGGUUGGUGGCAGAGGAGGAGGAGGAGGAGGAGGAGGAGAAGCUUCUAGAAGGGGAGCGGGGCGGCAUGGGGGACUCGAGCCGGUCGGUGUCCAUCGACGUGGAGCGGAUCUCCUUCGGCGGCAAGGAACACCGAGUGCGAACCAGAUAUGGCUCUGUAUCUGUUUCUGUAUUUGGAGAUGAAGACAAGCCGGCGCUCAUAACAUACCCGGAUGUAGCUCUAAAUUAUAUGUCUUGCUUUCAAGGAUUGUUCUUCUGCCCAGAGGCCGCGUCGCUGUUGCUUCACAAUUUUUGUAUUUACCACAUCACUCCUCAAGGUCAUGAGUUGGGAGCGGCUCCAAUUUCAUCCGAUGUGCCCGUGCCAUCUGUUGAUGAGCUUGUGGAUCAAGUCGCGGAUGUUCUUGAUUUCUUCGGAUUAGGAUCUGUGAUGUGUUUGGGUGUCACUGCCGGUGCCUACAUUCUCACCCUCUUUGCAACAAAAUACCGGGAUAGAGUGAUUGGCCUUAUGCUAGUUUCGCCGCUAUGCAAAGCCCCUUCUUGGAGCGAGUGGUUGUACAAUAAGGUAUUAUUAAACUUGCUUUACUAUUAUGGGAGUCGUGGGCUAGUCAAGGAAUGCUUGCUUCAGCGGUAUUUUAGCACGGAAGUUCGUGGGAAUGGACAAGACCCUGAAUCAGAGAUUGUGCAAGCCUGUAGAAGUUUACUUCAUGAGCGACAGGGAUCUAAUGUAUGGCGAUUCCUUCAGGCGAUAAACGAGAGACAUGACCUGACGGAAGCGUUGAAGAAGCUUCAGUGUCGGACACUGAUUUUUGUGGGAGAGAACUCACAGUUCCACGACGACGCAGUCCAUAUGACCACAAAGCUAGACCGGAGAUAUUGCGCCCUAGUCGAGGUUCAGGCAUGCGGGUCACUCGUCACCGAGGAGCAACCGCACGCGAUGUUGAUCCCCAUGGAGUACUUCCUCAUGGGAUAUGGGCUCUACAGACCUUCCCAGCUGGAUAGCAGCCCCCGGAGCACACUGAACCCAUUCUGUAUAUCGCCUGAACUUCUGUCACCGGAGAGCAUGGGAGUGAAGCUGAAGCCCAUCAAGACUCGGAUCUCGCUCAAAGUUUAGCAAUUGGCAAAUGAAUGAAUCCUUGAUGGCCUGACAAUACAAGCUCAUGAAGGUGGAACACUGCAUGGGCUAGUCUGAAUUCAGAUGGUCACUGCCAGCAAGUUUUGGUACCUCCAGUGAUGCAGCUAAUGGCAGUUUUUUUUUUCUUUUCAUUGUGGUUAACUGAUAUAAUCUGUAUCGAUGUGUUAUUAGGCAGAGGUGGGAGUGAGUUUGUAGGGGAGAAGGGUGGGUCUGUUUGUUCAUAUGUUUGUAGUCAGAAACACAUGUAUAUCUCAUCACAUCGUUCCAUACGAGAAAAAGAAGAGAGAAAAUGAUAGAAGCAGAAUUUUGUUGUGAAAAAGUUUCAUAAAGAAAUUAUUAUUUUUACAUCUGUUUAAA